Molecule: messenger RNA, 1968 nt
Organism: Capronia coronata CBS 617.96
Lineage: Eukaryota; Fungi; Ascomycota; Eurotiomycetes; Chaetothyriales; Herpotrichiellaceae
Exons: 8
Coding region: 1-1968 (655 amino acids)
Biological process (GO): intracellular iron ion homeostasis; copper ion import; iron ion transport
Cellular component (GO): plasma membrane
Molecular function (GO): ferric-chelate reductase activity
Source: RefSeq, a predicted model, not a curated record
AUGGACAGAACCAUGCUGUUCUUCGCUUUGGCAUCCAUCCUGGGGUUAGGCCUAUGUUACAACCCUGAGAUAGAAUGCGUCAAUGGCAUUCGCACAGAUAUCGCUGAGUUCACGUUCGCCGGGAGUCAAGCAGACGAUUAUUGGGGUAAUCUCUGCUCAAACAAUAUCAGCGUCCAUUCUAUAUGGGCUGCUACAAAGCUGUACUGCACGGGACGCGAGAUUGAAGCCGGUUCGAAGAUGUUGACCGACUAUUGCAUGGAGUAUGGCGCAACGAAACUGGCGCCGUAUGCCGAGAUUUUUCCUGUUCUGACGGACGACUAUAUCGCCUCGCUUCCUGUGGUUGAAUACUUUGACAUCAAUGGCACUAAGAUAUGGGAUUAUCCUGUUCUUCUAUCAAGAGACUUCUAUAUCGCCGGCAUGAGGACCACGAGCGUUUUCCAAAAGGAGUAUAUCCUUCACCAAAGAUAUGGGUGGGCUGUCUAUGGAUUCUGGGGUGUCAUCCUGUUGAUUGGCAUUGUCAAUCGUUUCAUCACGCACACUCUCCAUGCUCGCCGCACACCAGCGUAUGGCGACGUCGAGGAGCCCGGCACCAGGCUUAAGGCGCGAGGGAUGCCAUCCAUCUUCAGUGUCGCUCACCACUGGGUUCGGAUGAACCUGAUUAUCCCUGCGGCAUUCGGAUCUCACCAUCAACGACUCCUCCAUUGGUGCACUAUCCCCACGCGAACGGAGACGGUCAUCGUUGUCUCAUUCUGGAUCCUGAAUCUGGUACUUUGCUGUGUCUCCUAUGAGAUCUUCAUUCCAAACCUAUACUAUACGGAAGCCAUCGAGACAUGGCGUUACGUCGCGGACCGGUCAGGUGUCAUCUGCUAUGCCAACCUGCCGGUUCUAUGGAUGUUUUCUGGACGAAACAACAUCUUCCUGUGGCUGACUGGUUGGAGCUUCUCAACAUUCAACAGCUUUCACAGGCAUGUUGCUCAUGCCCUACCCAUCCUCAGAUCGCUAAUUAUGACAGUUGGGCAACUUGCGGAAGCCUGGCGUGAGAAAUACUGGUAUAUGGGAGGCAUGGCGACGGUCACCAUGAGUCUACUGCUACUUUUCUCUUCCAUCCAUCUCCGUCGACAUAGCUAUGAGAUCUUCCUACUCUUACAUACUGUCCUUUCAGUGGUCACGAUCGUUGGUCUAUUCCACCACACUGCAAUCUUUCAAGGAGAAUAUGACCCAUAUCUAUGGCCAGUAGUUGCUAUUUGGCUCUUCGACAGAGUCGCCCGCAUUGUCCGUUUGGCGUACUGCAAUCUUCACGUUAGGUUUUCAAAAGAAGCUACUGGAAGUCAUUCCAGGAUCGAGAUUGCUCAAACCUGGCCCGGGUCAGCAUUACUUCAUUCACCAAUUGCAAAGUGGAGAGGCUGGGAGAAUCAUCCUUUCACGCUGGCAGCAUCCAGUGUGCUUGACGGCGGCAAUGAGACCGUCGUGGAGGCAGAUUUAUCUCAAAGUCCUGACGAGAAGGCUGCCGAAACAAAAAUCCAUGUUGUUGCCAAAGAUUCGCCUUCUAAAGGCUCGUCACCCGCUACCUCGGUCUCGUCGGGAAGAGGUCGGCCUAGGUCGAGUGCCAGCGGUGGUCGAUACAAGUUGACAUUCUUUGUCCGGCCGUUCAGCAGCUGGACCAUGCGACUACGAGACGAAUGCCUCAAAUCUCCAUCCGGGACAACCAAUCCUCGAGUGUUCAUUGAGGGUCCCUACGGUGAAAGGGGACCUCUGCAUAUAUACGAGAAUGUGAUUUUCAUUGUGGGAGGCACGGGCAUUUCAGGGGCACUUCCGUACCUGCAGGAUCAUAUCAUCCGAGCGGCUUCUCCGCCGUCAGCAACGUCACAAUCGGAAGGCACUCGGACACGAGAUAUCACUCUUGUAUGGACGACGAAGCAAUCAGCCAUGAUCCGUGACAUAGCGUCCCCGAGGUGCAGCCUGUCCUAG